UUUUUUUUUUUUUUAGAAACCUGUCACUGCUACCACGUCGAUCCUGGACGACAGCAUGGAAUUUAUUCGUGCAGAAAUCUUGGGGACUACGUUCGAAACCACCAGCAGAUACGCAAAUGUGCAACCGGUCGGUUUGGGUGCGUUCGGACUUGUGUGUUCCGCAUAUGACCAAAUAACUCAGCAACAUGUCGCCGUCAAGAAGAUGAUGAACCCCUUUGCCAACUCUUCCAUUGCCAAGCGGACGUACAGAGAGGUCAAACUUCUGAAACAGCUGCGCCAUGAGAAUCUUAUUGGCCUGUGCGAUAUCUUUAUCUCUCCACUAGAGGACAUAUACCUGGUAACGGAACUCCUGGGCACUGAUCUCAGCCGACUUUUAAGGGCAAGGCCCCUCGACAAUAAGUUUGCUCAAUACUUCAUGUACCAGAUACUGCGCGGACUAAAAUAUAUCCACUCUGCCGGCGUCAUACACCGUGAUCUGAAACCAAGCAAUCUCCUGAUCAAUGAGAACUGUGAUUUAAAGAUUUGCGAUUUCGGUCUGGCUCGAGUACAAGAACCUCAGAUGACCGGUUAUGUCUCGACGAGGUACUAUCGAGCACCAGAGAUCAUGUUGACAUGGCAGAGAUACGGUAAGAUGGUGGAUAUCUGGAGUGCGGGCUGUAUUCUCGCCGAAAUGCUUCGAGGGAGGCCACUAUUCCCAGGGAAGGACCACAUUCACCAGUUCUUCCUGAUCACAGAAGUGCUAGGAAACCCACCUGCAGAGGUGGUUCAGAAAAUAACUAGUGGAAAUACUCAGCGGGUUGUCAAUUCACUACCAAAACAGGAACCACGUCCACUGAAGGCUUUGUUCCACGAAUUCGACAACAAUGUCAUCAGCCUCCUCGAACAGCUGCUCUUGUUUGAUCCAGACAAGAGACUAACAGCUGAGACCGCUUUGCAACACCCCUAUCUCGCUCCUUACCAUGAUCCCGACGACGAGCCUGCAGCUCUAGAAAAAUUCGACUGGUCGUUCAAUGACGCCGAUCUUCCUUCAGAGACAUGGAAACUUAUGAUGUGUGUUGUCAUUAGUUCCGCAAAGUGUGCAAUUAACUGAGAAUCUGCAGAUACUCCGAAGUCCUCGAUUACCACAGCCUCGGUUCGGCUGGGGUACUUGGUCUAGGACCGGGGAUAGAGGAACCAACAUACGACCCAACCUUCGACUUUCUCCAGGCGGAUAUAUGAACUUCAUCGAGAAUUGAGAACACACGCAAUGAUCUACACUCGCCACUCAAUACAGGAAAUGAGGCCAAAGGGAUA
Molecule: messenger RNA, 1293 nt
Organism: Aspergillus caelatus
Lineage: Eukaryota; Fungi; Ascomycota; Eurotiomycetes; Eurotiales; Aspergillaceae
Gene: mpkC
Product: mitogen-activated protein kinase mpkC
Exons: 8
Coding region: 56-1090 (344 amino acids)
Biological process (GO): protein phosphorylation; stress-activated MAPK cascade; cellular response to oxidative stress
Cellular component (GO): nucleus; cytoplasm
Molecular function (GO): ATP binding; MAP kinase activity
Source: RefSeq, a predicted model, not a curated record